Messenger RNA from Bicyclus anynana (squinting bush brown), 611 nucleotides. RefSeq names its product cuticle protein 7-like. Lineage: Eukaryota; Metazoa; Arthropoda; Insecta; Lepidoptera; Nymphalidae. The record is from RefSeq and is a predicted model, not a curated record. The coding region runs from base 117 to 527 and encodes 136 amino acids. Gene Ontology annotation, cellular component: extracellular matrix. The transcript has 4 exons.
CGAUAUCCUUUCAAAUUAUGCAUACAUGUGGUAUAAAAGUUUGAAAAAUAAUUAAGUUAUUAUCAGUUACAAAUUAAAAGUCAAAGUGUAAACAGUUCGUACUAAUUAAUUUAAUCAUGUACUUCAAGGUCCUCACUAUCGCGGCUUUCAUCGCCGUUACAUCCGCACAACUAAACGGCUACGGUGGUCAUGGUCAUAGUCACGCGGUCUCAUCGCAGAGCAUCGUGCAACAUCAGAGCCAUGCUCCCGCGUACUACGCGCCCGCACACAACGCCCAUGCCGCACAAGACUACUACGCCCCCGCACACUACGCGUUCGACUACCAAGUGCAAGACUCGCACACCGGCGACAUCAAGUCCCAGCACGAAGCUCGUGAGGGAGACCACGUGACCGGCUUCUACAGUCUGCACGAGCCCGACGGCACCGUGCGUCGUGUGGAGUACACCGCUGAUGCGCAUAACGGAUUUAACGCUGUCGUACAUCGCGAAGGUCAUGCCCGCCACGAAGCUCCCGCCUAUCAUCAUUAAGCCUACCUACUUUAAUGUAUCAUGAAUCGAAUGUAUAUUUUGUUGAGUGUUUGUUGUAAUAAAUAAUAAUAUAAGAAAAUAUAA